Monascus purpureus is the source of this 1707-nucleotide messenger RNA. NCBI's taxonomy places the organism in Eukaryota, Fungi, Ascomycota, Eurotiomycetes, Eurotiales, Aspergillaceae. The record is from the annotation of a GenBank genome assembly.
GGAAAUCCAUGCAAUAUGCAUUUUCUGGAUCUGGGAAAGACAGUGAAAAAGGCUAUUGCGGAUAGGGGCAUGAUCGGGUGGCAGUAUAAUACCAUUGGUGUGUCGGAUGGGAUUACCAUGGGUACCGAGGGAAUGCGGUUCUCCCUGCAAACUCGCGAGUUAUGCCGAUAGUAUCGAGACUGUGACCUGCGCCUAGCACCAUGAUGCUUGCAUUGCCAUCCCCGGUUGCGAUAAGAACAUGCCUGGCGUCGUCAUGGGCAUGGCCAGACAUAAUAGGCCCUCCAUUAUGUUCUACGGUGGAACCAUCCAAGUUGGAUAUUCGGAAUACCUACGCAAACCGAUCAGUGUUGGUAGUUGCUUCGAGGCGGCGGGUGCAUAUGCGUACCAUACUCUUCAUCAACCGGAUGAUGGCGGGGAUACUAGCAAGACGAAAGACGAGAUCAUCGAUGAGCUCGAGAGACAUGCCUGUCCCGGUGCUGGUGCAUGCGGAGGCAUGUUCACGGCCAACACCAUGGCUUCUGCCAUAGAGAGCAUGGGUCUGAGUCUUCCAGGUUCGUCAUCAACCCCCGCCACAUCUCCUUCGAAGAUGCGUGAGUGUGUCAAGGCAGCGGAGGUCAUCAAAGUGUGCAUGGAGAAGGAUAUCCGGCCGCGGGAUCUGCUGACGAAGCGGUCCUUUGAAAACGCGCUCGUGAUCACCAUGGCCUUGGGAGGAAGCACGAACGGAGUUCUCCAUUUCUUGGCCAUGGCGAGAACAGCCGAGGUAGAUCUGGCUCUGGAUGAUAUCCAGCGAGUCAGCAAUAAGAUCCCAUUCAUCGCGAACCUGGCCCCGAGCGGGAAGUACUACAUGGCCGAUCUGUACGAGAUCGGAGGUAUUCCAUCUGUACAGAAACUCCUCAUUGCUGCUGGGUUGCUGGACGGUGAUAUCCCCACUGUCACAGGGAAGACACUAGCACAGAAUGUCGAAUCAUUUCCAUCCCUCCCCCAAGACCAAGCCAUCAUCCGGCCCCUCAACAACCCAAUCAAAGCAACAGGUCACCUUCAGAUCCUCCGAGGAAAUCUCGCUCCAGGUGGAGCCGUCGCCAAGAUAACAGGCAAAGAAGGAACCCGGUUCACAGGCAAAGCACACGUCUUCAACAAGGAGUUCGAAGUCAACGAUGCCCUAACCCACAGCCAGAUCCCGCGGGACGAGAACCUGGUCAUCAUCGUCCAUUAUGAAGGUCCCAAGGGCAGACCAGGAAUGCCGGAACAACUCAAAGCGAGCGCCGCCCUAAUAGGUGUGAGGCUGACAAAUGUCGCCCUCCUAACCGAUGGUAGGUACUCUGGUGCUAGCACGGGUUCAUCGUGGGCCAUAUCUUCCCUGAAGCCGCAGUGGGCGGUCCCAUAGCUGUGGUCCGAGACGGUGAUAUGAUCACUAUCGAUGCCGAAAGAAAUGAAAUCACCAUGGACCUCUCGGAUGAGGAGAUUCAGCGACGAUUGCGGGAGUGGAAGCCGCCCACGCUGAAUGUCACGCGUGAUGUAUUGGCUAAAUAUGCCCGCUUAGUUGGGGAUGCGUCUCAUGGAGCGGUUACGGAUUUGUUUUGGGUAUAUAUAUACAUAUGAAAGUAUAUGAAGUGAAAAAAAAAGUAUUCCCUGCAGGGUUUUUUGGUGUUUGUCAUGCAUUCAGCCGAGACGAUUACGCGUCUGUGGACAUCUGCAGGCAGAUCCUUG